GCGCCUACAAAAUUCGCCAUCGCCGAAAAGUAGUGUCCGAAGUCUGAAUUUUGAUCAUUGAAGAUUUUCAAACUUCAAUAGUCCAUGGCGUUGUCAAAUUCCCUUUUCUUUCCUUCUUUUAACGCCGUCGACCUCCGACGUUCCACGGUUCCCGAUUCCGGCAUCGCCCCUUUUUUCACUUCUUUUGACUCUUCUAGAUUCCGCUGCAACUUUUCUCAGUGCGGCAUUAAGCCCAGUUUCUCUGCAAGAAAACGCAUUGUUUCUGCUGCUAACAAUGGUUUCAACACGGUUAAUUCAACUUCAUUGGGGACUGGCCAAGAUGAAGAUGAUUAUAUUCCAAUGCCAAUUGUUUUGAUUGAUCAAGAUUCAGAUUCAGAAGCAACAGUUGUGCAGCUGAGUUUUGGAGAUCGUUUGGGUGCUCUCAUUGACACGAUGAGAGCAUUGAAAGAUUUGGGAUUGGAUGUUGCAAAGGGAACUGUUGCCACUGAAGGACCAGUCAAACAAACAAAAUUUUUCAUCACACGAUUAGACAAUGGGCGCAAAGUUGAAGAUCCUGAUCUGUUGGAGAGAAUUCGACUCACCAUUAUAAACAAUCUUUUGAAGUACCAUCCAGAAUCCAGUGAGCGACUUGCUAUGGGGGAGGCUUUUGGAGUAAAGGCUCCAGAGAACAAGCUUGACGUCGACAUUGCUACUCGUAUACGUGUAAAGGAAGAUGGACCCAAGAGAAGUUUGCUUUCUAUAGAGACAGCAGAUCGACCUGGACUGCUGGUAGAGAUUAUCAAAAUCAUUGCUGAUAUCAACAUUGAUGUAGAAUCUGCAGAAAUUGAUACAGAGGUACCCCUUUCUUUGUUUUUAUAUGUUAUAUCUUGGUUCUGCAACUUUUUUCACCAUCUUUUGUUCUGUGUCUGUGAACUUCCUCAGGGAUUAGUAGCGAAAGACAAGUUUCAUGUCAGCUACAGAGGAGCAGCUUUAAAUAGUUCUUUGUCUCAGGUGCUGGUGAAUUGCUUGCGCUAUUACCUUAGAAGGCCGGAAACUGAUAUCGAUAGUUAUUAAUACUUGAAGGUGUGCUCUCCCUAUAAAUAAAAUUGUCUGGUUCUUGUACCAAAUCUAAUAUGAGCUCAUGAUAUCUAACAAUUCUUGUUUUUGAGCUCAUGAUUUAUAGAUUCAUGUUGUACUAUGCAUUCUGGGAUUUUUCUUGAAUCUUCGCACUUGCAUGAAUUGCAUCCUAUAUGAAAGCUAAAUCUUGGUUACAUAACUAAA
Molecule: messenger RNA, 1260 nt
Organism: Gossypium arboreum
Lineage: Eukaryota; Viridiplantae; Streptophyta; Magnoliopsida; Malvales; Malvaceae
Product: ACT domain-containing protein ACR12
Exons: 9
Coding region: 85-1053 (322 amino acids)
Cellular component (GO): chloroplast thylakoid membrane; chloroplast stroma
Source: RefSeq, a predicted model, not a curated record